AAGCUCCAGCAGUAUGUGUUGAACAUCAUUUCUACAUUUGUUUUCAAAACGAUGAAAGAGUUCAGCAAGCUGUCCACAUGGCUGUUCAUCAUCUUGGUGCUGCUGGAAAGCUCAAACUGUGCUGUCAACCCUUGCUGCUACUACCCUUGUCACAACUCAGGAGUUUGCGUACGAUUGGGCACCGAGAGCUACGAGUGCGACUGCACCCGCACCGGCUUCUACGGGAAAAACUGCACCCAUCCGGAGUUCUGGACCUGGGCUCGGCUUAUGCUCAAGCCCAGCCCGGAGCUGAUCCACUACUUCCUGACACAUUUCUGGUGGUUCUGGGACGUGGUCAACAACUCGUUCCUGCAGGACACCUUCAUGAGACUAACGCUGACUGUGCGCAGUUAGCUCAUUCCCAACCCCCCGACCUACAACACCAAGUAUGGCUAUCUCAGCUGGGAGUCCUACCACAACACCUCGUACUACACCCGAAUCCUACCUCCGAUCCCACACGACUGUCCUCUCCCCAUGGGAACCAAAGGCAAGCCCGAUUUGCCCGAUCCCAAAAUGUUGGCCGAGCGUUUUUUCCGAAGGCGGAAAUUCCGAGCGGAUCCAGGGGGCACCAAUGUGAUGUUUGCCUUCAUGGCUCAACAUUUUACCCACCAGUUCUUCCACACUGACCAUAAUGUACGCGGAGGUUUCACCAAAGCUCUGGGACACGGCGUCGAUGCAAGCAACAUCUAUGGCAAUACGCUCACACGGCAGUUGCAACUUCGUCUUCAUAAGGACGGAAAGAUGAAAUAUCAGCUCGUGAAUGGUGAGGUGUAUCCCCCGACGGUGUCCCAGGCACCCGUUCACAUGGUGUACCCGGCGGGCUUUCCCUCCGAGCAGAGAUUGGCUGUCGGUCAUGAGCUGUUCGGAAUGCUGCCAGGCCUGACCUUGUAUGCCACCUUGUGGUUGAGGGAGCACAACCGAGUGUGUGACGUCCUUAAGUCGGAGCAUCCCAGCUGGGAUGACGAGCAGCUCUUCCAGACCGCCAGGCUCAUUGUCAUCGGUGAGAUCAUCAAGAUUAUCACGGAAGAGUACGUGCAGCACCUGAGCGGCUACCUGUUCAAAUUCAAGUUUGAUCCCUCACUGCUCUUCGGCCAGCGCUUCCAGUACAGCAAUCGUAUCGCCCUCGAGUUCUGCCACCUGUACCACUGGCACCCUUUGAUGCCGGACAGCUUCCAUGUGGAUGGCGAUGACAUUCCUCACUCGCGUUUCUCCUUCAACACCUCGCUGCUUUUGCACUACGGCGUAGAAAAGCUGGUGGAUGCAUUUUCGCGGCAACCUGCCGGACAGGUAUGCGGAGGUCGAAACUCUCAUGAAGUGGUGCUCAAAGUGUCCGAAAUGGUUAUGCGAGAAUCCAGAGAAACUCGUAUGCAGCCCUUCAACGAAUAUAGGAAGAAGUUCAACUUGAGACCCUACACCUCAUUCAGAGAAUUUACAGAUGAUGAGGACAUGGCAGCCGGUUUGCUGGAGUACUACGGCCACAUCGACGCCUUGGAAUUCUAUCCGGGUAUCCUUCUGGAAAAGCCGCGUCCUGGGUCCAUCUUUGGAGAAAGCAUGGUAGAAAUGGGCGCCCCCUUCUCGCUGAAGGGCUUGCUGGGCAACCCUUUGUGCUCACCCGAGUACUGGAAGCCGAGCACCUUCGGGGGGGAGGUGGGCUUCGAUUUGGUCAAAACCUCCACCCUGGAGAAAUUGGUGUGCCUCAACACCAAGUGGUGUCCUUACGUCAGCUUCCAAGUUCCUCUCCAUCAGAAGGAGACCGAGAUCAAGAAAGCUGAGGAGCUUUAACUCAUCUAAGUAGGAGACAUCAUCCAUAAAAGAGCCCUAAAAAUUGGCUUGGUAGCACUUCCCUGGCAGUAUUUUUUUUUUAAUUCACCCCACGAAAGCAUUUCACUUUGCAACAUGAGAUUUAAUAUGCAAGUCUGUCAUGAGUAGACCCACAAAAAAUUCCCAUUUCUGGAAAAAUACAGGGAGUCACAGUUAUUUCUGUUCAAAGUGAUUCCCCAACAUUUGGCCCAGCAGACUCCCCGGAAUAUUGGCAAAACUUUGCAGCCAAAAAUGGUUUCACACAGCAACAUGAAAUUAAGUCAGCCUGUUUAACUAUGACAAAACCAAAAAUGUCUCAACAACCCAAAGACACAGGACGGCAGCCAUUUUGGUUUGUUCUUGUAAGGAUCCCUCAAGAUUUGGCUCGAUAGUGCCACCAUGACAACCAUAGUUUCUCUGAGCAACUUGAAAUGUAUUAGGCAUGUCUAUCAAAAGUAGACCCACAAAAA
Hippocampus comes (tiger tail seahorse) is the source of this 2309-nucleotide messenger RNA. RefSeq names its product prostaglandin-endoperoxide synthase 1 (gene ptgs1). Lineage: Eukaryota; Metazoa; Chordata; Actinopteri; Syngnathiformes; Syngnathidae. The record is from RefSeq and is a predicted model, not a curated record. Gene Ontology annotation, cellular component: cytoplasm; neuron projection. Gene Ontology annotation, biological process: cyclooxygenase pathway; response to oxidative stress. The transcript is spliced from 11 exons. Gene Ontology annotation, molecular function: prostaglandin-endoperoxide synthase activity; peroxidase activity; heme binding.